GAGAGCUUGGUGAAUAAAUAGUAAGAUAACACUGUUUCUCCACAUUCACCUUUCAUUAUCAAGACAAUAUGGGUAAUUCUAUGCCUGCAGGCCGUGACAUUAGAAUUGUGAUGUUUGGAAAAACUGGAGCAGGUAAAAGUGCUACUGGAAACACCAUUCUGGGGGAAAAAAAGUUUACAUCGAUGGAAGUCGCUAAAUCGGUGACUGAGAGUUGUGUUAAAGAAAGAGUUCAUGCUAAUAGAUGGAUAUAUGUGGUGGACACACCAGGACUGUUAGACACAGGGAAGACUCCAGUGUAUAUCGAAGGAGAGAUAGUGAGGUGUCUUCAAGAGUCAGCCCCUGGUCCUCAUGUCUUCUUGCUGGUGGUGGAGGCAACGACAUGGAGAAAGGAGGAUCAGAAUACCGUGGACGAUCUGGAGAGGCUCUUUGGACCAGAGGUCUUCAAGUUCAUGAUUGUGCUCUUUACUCACAGUGAUAAACUUGUGGGUCAAACAAUAAACAACUUCAUAUCUGAAGGCCAUGAGGGUGUUCGCGCAAUUAUAGAACGCUGUUCUGGCAGAUUCCAUGUUUUCGACAAUACAAGUGGAAGUAGAGGUCAAGUUGUUGAGCUGGUCAAAAAGAUUGAUGAAAUGGUGGCAGUAGCUGGAAGAGGGUACUUCACACGGUAGCUACAGGAGGGUCCCCCCAAAAAAGGAAAAUAAAAUAAGUUUGAAGACAUCCUCCAGGAAUUGGAUUCACAAAAGACAAACAUUAUAGGCUGACAGACUGAUUGAGCUCCUAGGUUGCAGUAACGCACAAAUUAAGUUAGGAAUAAAAAUAUAGAAUUUGAGCAUAAUAUCACUCUAAAAUAUCACAAUAUUUUAAUGAUAUUAUUGUUAAUAUUGUAAUAUUUAGAAAUGAAUGAACAUGCUAUAUAUAAUGUGAGCAAAACAUUGAUUUGUAAAUUCAGAAAGAAAAACAAAGUUUGCUAAUCACAACUAUGGUUUGUCAAUUCAUAUUUAAGCUACACCUUAUCUGAAUGACACAAACAGUGAAUCUGACAAACAUGGCUUUAAAGUUUAUUUUGCUGACCAGUAGAUGAAUAAUAAUGCACUGAUGUUUUAUCUUAUUACGAAGUAAUGUUUUAUGCAUAUCAACCAUGACCACAGAUUUGACCUAUGACCACGAAAAUGCUGAUACUGCACUCUGCCUUCGUAUGACCUUAAACAACUAUAUGGGUAAUGCAGAAACAAAGUACAGUAUCUAUAAUCCAAAUGUUGAUCCCACUUUCUUGUUUGUGUUUGAGGGAAACAGUUGUAGAGUUCCAACUACAUUCCAACUGUAUUUAAUGGUUUUACAUAGUUAUGUUUUCAUUUUUUGAAUGUUGUAUUUUCGUAACCCUCAAGCAUUUGUUCACCAUGAGAUAAGAUCUAUUCAUCAUGGAGAAUGUUUAUACUUUUAUUGCAUUUAUUGAUUUGCCAUGUUUAUGCUGGUGAUAACUGUAUCACUGGCUGUCUCAUGGUGUGUGUGUGAGGGUUCGUGUCAUGAUCAGGAUGGCCUGAACUCAGAGCCUGAUAGAAUACCAGGGAAAACCUCAGUAACUGCAGUCAAAACACGGUGGAACAAUGCCAGAGUGCAGUAACUACACUUAGUAACUUAACAUACUGCUGUUUGCUUUGGUUUUUACUUGGAUUUUGUAGUUAUCUAAAAAAAAUUGACAUUUUUACUGAAAUGGAAGAUAUUUGAGCCUGGAUUCUUUGUCACAAUAUAAAACGGAUACAAAAGACCCUAA
Oncorhynchus nerka (sockeye salmon) is the source of this 1771-nucleotide messenger RNA. Its product is annotated as GTPase IMAP family member 9-like. Gene Ontology annotation, molecular function: GTP binding. The transcript has 2 exons. NCBI's taxonomy places the organism in Eukaryota, Metazoa, Chordata, Actinopteri, Salmoniformes, Salmonidae. Bases 69 to 668 code for a protein of 199 amino acids. The record is from RefSeq and is a predicted model, not a curated record.